This is a messenger RNA of Myzus persicae (green peach aphid), 4264 nucleotides long. RefSeq names its product SCY1-like protein 2 (gene bma). The record is from RefSeq and is a predicted model, not a curated record. The transcript is spliced from 17 exons. Lineage: Eukaryota; Metazoa; Arthropoda; Insecta; Hemiptera; Aphididae. The coding region runs from base 429 to 2951 and encodes 840 amino acids. Gene Ontology annotation, biological process: protein phosphorylation. Gene Ontology annotation, molecular function: ATP binding; protein kinase activity.
UCGACAGUCAGUCACCGGUUGAACACCGGAACGUGAGCACGCGCACCCCCUCGGUCGAAUCUUUUCGAUCGGUCUCUGUAUCGUUUGCUACCCCCCUCUUCUAGUGCGCAGUGUCUGUUGAUCUUAGGUUCGCUCGCCCUCCGUCAGUCGUUAGCUUGCUCGUGCUUUCGCCAGUCCAGCUGUAUUCUCGUACUUUGCCGUCGCUUGCGAGCGUGCGUGCUCUCGUUCGUACCGAUCGUCACGCUCUCCGCUCGGCCCGGCAACAGUGACAAAGACGUAUUGGCACCAACCCGCAUCUAACGUUUUACAAACUUCUCAAAGUCGGUGUCAGGCCAUUUCUUGAGCUCAACCAAAUAUCCGACAAGAUAGGUUGGUCAGACUUCCGGCGAGGCAGCAGUCUGCCAUCGGUGCCGUCAACUGCCGGCACAAUGUUUUCCAAACUCAAGUCGGGCACGUCGUCCGUCAGCCAGGGCGCACAGGUGUUGUCCACAAACAAUAUCCUCAACCUGUUCGAGGUCGGUAAAUUUGUAUGCUCAGCUGGACCAGAGCUCAUAUGGAAGGUGUAUGAGGGGUUCCGGAAACCGGACGGAAAGGAGGUAUCGAUAUUCGUUUUCGAAAAAAAAUUGGCCGAUAAGCUGCACAAGCCCAGGCGGAAAGAGACGGUGACGGAGAUAUUGAAGAAGAGCGUGCACUACUUGGAGAUGCUCAGACAGCCAAAACUCAUCCUCAAGGUGGUACAUUCCGUGGAAGACUGCAACGACACCCUCGCGUUUGCCGCCGAGCCCGUGAUCGCCAGUCUGGCCAACAUACUCGCGUACCAGGCGUCCGUCGGUGGCCGGGCCGUCAACGGGCCACCGUCCACCGGCGCGUCCAUCAUUACUACCACGGCCAUGCCACGGCCCGCGCACGCGAGGGAGUACAACUUUUUGGACUUUGAAAUCAAGUACGGCAUCAGACAGAUUGCCGAAGCCCUUGAUUUUUUAUCACCUCAAGUCCACCACCACAAUGUUUGUCCCAGCAGUAUAUUGGUAACAAAGACAGGAACCUGGAAACUUAGUGGUCUGGAAUUCAUUGUUCAGACCGAAGCUAGAGAGCGGAUUACUUGUACUCCGUGGACGUCUAGACUACCAAAAAUGGCACAACCUGAUUUGGAUUAUAUAGCUCCGGAAGUCCAGUUGUCUUCAUAUUGUAGUUCUCACAGCGAUAUGUUCUCGUUGGGAAUGGUAAUAUUCGCGAUAUUCAAUAACGGUCGACCACUGAUACAAGCAAAUCACAGCAGCUCAACGUACAUGAAACAAUUAGAUGUGUUAGAAAAUCAAAUUCACAAUGUAUUGCCUAAACUUCCGGCACAAUUACAAGAAAUGGCAACCAAAAUGCUGAGCAAAGACGUAGAUGCGAGACCGUUCGUCAAAAAUAUAUUGCACACUCCUUAUUUCUGCGAUCGUUUUGUGGAAACUAUUCAGACAUUGGAUAUAAUAAAUAUGAAAGAUCUAGUACAAAAAUGUCAGUUCUACAAGAUAACACUGAAAGAGUCAUUACCAUUCAUUCCAAAGAAAAUUUGGUAUCAGAGAGUUUGGCCGUUUUUGCAACAUGAAAUGUUAAAACCAGACGUAUCGGCUGCAGUACUACAUCCAGUAAUAUUCUUAAUACAAGAGUCCACUCUUGAGGACUACGAAACACUCAUGUUGCCGGCUAUGAGCAAAAUAUUCAAUGGUCCAAAACAUGUUCCUGUACAAGUGAUAUUAUUGGAAAACUUGCAUGUGAUAUUAGAAAAAACGCCAAGGGACGACAUCAGAAAAGAAGUACUUCCUUUAUUGUACACAGCAUUUGACUUUUCAGACAUAGAAGUGCAGAGUGCUGCUGUCUUGGCUGUGACCAACGUUUCUCAAUAUAUGGACGAUACAGCUAUUAGAAGAAUGGUACUGCCCAAACUCAAAAUGGUGUACGAAACCAAUCCCAACGAUUUGAAAAUUGUCUUGAAUAUAUUGGCGUGCCUGGAAAUCAUAUUACACCGGCUUGAGAAACAACAAAUCAUCGAAGAUGUAUUACCACUAAUUUGGAUAGUAAACCAGACAGAUCCCGAAGUGAUAGCAAGAAUAGCAGUUAUAUACAGUAUAAUUUUGCGUGACAAGAAAUACGGCCUAUCAGUAAAUAUGAUAGCAACGAAAAUAAUGCCAACUCUGAUUCCACAUACAAUGAAUCCGGGUUUGAAUUUAGAACAGUUCCAAACCCUUAUUGAAGUUCUACAAGACAUGCUCGAACAGAUUGACAGAAACCAACGGAAUAAACUGAAAUUGGAUACAAUAUCAAUGCAGAGUCCAGACAGACACAGGCCUUUAAGACAUUUAUACAGUUCUGACAACAUGCAUGCACAAAACUUCAACAUACCAAACUUGAAAGUUGAAACACGCAAAACGUCAAGUGCGGAAGAUAUGGUUAGAAAAAAUUCAGCGGGUAGCUGGUGGUUUGGCGGUUCGCCUUCCGGUUCCGACAGCAACUUCUUGCGCGUAGUCAGUUCGUUUCCGAAUCGCCGGCUGUCUGACAACAUGUUGAACACUCCGAAAAUCCGCGUGGCCCCGUCAUGUGCCUCUUCGCCCGGAAGCACACCGGUCGGCACCGGUCUGCCAAUCAGGAGACACUCGAACGUCGAGCGCCGCGGGUCCACCAUCAACCUGUCACCGCCAUCGGGCUAUCAGUACUUCAGACCGAUUAACGGACACGAUGGGUCCACAUUGUCGGUGCCAUCAUCGACUUAUGGUGGUAGCAUGCCAAACACGAGCAGCAGUGUGCCAUACUUGCUCAGCUCCAGUAUGAACAGUAUCCGGUCCAGGAGGCAAAGUACAUGUUCAAAUAAUUCUAGUACUGGUAUUCUGCAGCAACUGGGUUCCGGUGUAGUGAAACAGUUAUCCACGUUGCAAAAUCCGUACCAACUGUUUAGCGGAAACAAGUGAAAAGUCGUACUCGACUGACCAAUAAAGCUGUUAUAUAACUACAUAAUAUUACUUAUUGCUUAAAUUUUACUGAACGGUCCGACGUCCCGUUUAAGUCUUGGUUUUAUGUACAGCUAUUCCGCCAAACACGAAACUGUAAGAGCAAUUAAUAUUUUACAUCCAUCAGCAUCAUAAUACUACAUGCAAUACAGUCAGAAAUCGUCAACAAUUAUUAUUACUACUAUAUUAUUAAUGUCGUAAUUUUUAAGUUUCAUUAUAUACAUAAUUUAUUCUUGUUCGUAUACAGUGUGAUUUGUUUGUUGUUGUUUUUUUCGGUCUCCUCAACGAACCGUAUUAUAGAUUUAUUAUAAUAUAUUAUUAUUAUUAAAUUAUAGAUAAAACUAUACAGUGUGUUCAAGCUAAGGGGUGUCCUAAAUAUUUCAGCUAGGUGUGACCUUGAAUUUAAUUGGAGUUUUCUGCAGAUGAAGGGAGUAUCUAAAUAAGAAUUUUGCGACAAUUUAAAAUUUUUAAAAACUUUGUUGAGCACAUGCGCAAUACAACUCAAUAUUUUCUAAACAGCAACACCAAUUUCUUUUUUUUUUGAUUAUCUUUUUGUGUACGCAAUUUUUCGCAAAGUUUUUAUCUAAUUUCAAAAUUGACAAAAUUAAAGUGUACAUUUUCGAAUAAUUUAAAACUGUUACUACAACAUUUUUACUUGAAUGUUAAUUUAACUUGAACUUUUUAUUUGUAUUUAGAUCUAACAUAACUUUGAGUCAAUUUUGAUUUUAUAGCCGAAGUUUGAUCGAAAUUACUUUUAAAAAAUAUAUUGCUGUCAAAUAUGGUUUCAGAAAUAGAUGGUUCUUUUUUAAAAAUACAGUGUUACUGUGCACGGGAGAGUUAAAAAUGAAAAAUUGGAAAAUGUUUAAAUGUUAUUCCUAUAUAAAUAUAGGUACAUCUCUUUUAGCUCAUCAAAAAAGUGUUGAUUUAAUCCAACGUAAUGCGGCAAAUUUGGCAAUGGGUACGUAUAAUAAUAAAUUAUCACAGCAGUAACUGUUUCGACCAACUACAAGAGAACAACAAUUUUUUUCAUCCUCAUGCCGAAGACUGUCUGAGAGUACUUGCUAACGUUUCUUGUUAUACUUAUAGAAAAUUUAUCAUAUUAUUGACCGUUAAUAAUUGUCAUAAAUUAUUGUUUUUUUAAAUAUUAACAUGACUAGUUAUAUUAUUUAAAGCAAUUAACAAAUUCCCAAUGAAGAAUCAUCCCCCCUCCCCAAAAGGCUGCUAGAGCCCACUGUAUAGUAUAAAAGGUACGAUUAUGUGUAAAGAUUCAUACU